AGUCCUGACCAUCUCAGUGCCGAGCGCUUCUCCAUUCUUGAACUGAAAAGGAAAACCUCCAAAUGUCCCCACACCAUAGAAAGUGGGGUGGGACGCUCCAGUGUGGAUAGGGAUGGAAAGGAAAGGCUCCUCCCCCCCCCCGCCCCCAGCUUCACUGUGGCCAGUAGAGCCCAGGUUUUUAUCAUUUUUAGUUUGUAUCUUGAGUUUAUGUGGGCAAAGGCUAAAGAGAGCUCGGCUCUCCCAAGUUCAAAAUAAAGCAAUCAAAGCGCCCACACGGACGCUGCCUCCCCGCGGUAAAAGUACCGCGUAGUACUUUCAUCCUAGCUUGGAGACUUACAAGGUUGGGACCCUGCAGUAACUCAGUAUAUUCCUGGAGAUACCGCAUAUGUUCUCCAAGAGCCCUAUCAACGCAGGCUGCUCUUCGUUGAAAACACCAAGAACUUGGCUUCCAGGGGAUCUUAUUCGUCACCCGUGUCCCUAACCAGUUUCCCUCUUGUUACACUCCGCUUUCAGUUAGAACCCACGCCCAGAGGUCCAAAGAACGCAGGCAGCCUGGCCUCUCCGCAGCAGCCGCCCUGCCUCCCAUGGUCCUCCAGGGUAAACUGAGGGUAGAGAACGUGCGGUGCGGGGCAGUUGCUAGGAAUUCCGUAAAUGCUAUCUGCUAACUGACCAGGACCCAGAAUUCAUAUGUACACGCUCACCUUCAUUUUCUUCUGUCCAAAUCCCUGUUCAGUAGGAGUAAGGAUUGGUGUUAGCUUUGAGCCUGUUAAAGAUCUUCCUUGAGAUACUUUCUCCCACCCCCCAAAAAACUGUAUUCUGUGUUAAUUUCAAUACCAAGAGAAUUCUUGGCAGGAUCAGGAAACCUCAGACAUCCCAAAAUUAGUGGGUUAGUGUUUUGGGGGAACUGUUUGAAAGAGCAGAGAGAUGAGUUAGUGAUAGCAGGAGCAGCUCGGCUUUUUCCAGUUCCCUGGAACUUUCUGUGACUUGUUUUCUAAGGCCUGCGCCAUCUUUGCUUCUAAAACUCUGCUCUGAAAUCAUCAGUGUCUGGUGAGGACUUCCCCACCCCCAACCCAGAACAGUCUUGCUGGUGAUGCACGUGGCCAAGCCCUGUUAGACCCUUGUUAUUUGACUCUUGAUUUUGACCUAAGAGAACUGCACCUGGUUGACCCUAAUACUUGCCACAAAGGGCAGUGCUGUAGGAAGAAUGGCCAGUGGCAGAAACUAGUAGACAUCAUUGCCUCCUGAUGACCAUGCUAGUGGUCAUUCUGCAGAAGUGAGAUGAAGAGCAAAUAGUUUACUAAACACUCUGCGGGUGCCAGGCACAGGUGGAGGGCUUGGUCACCAUCCCCUCUUUAGAGAUGAGGAAACAAGCUACAGCCCAGACCAGAGUUUGGAAAGAUGGGGAGGCUUGCUUGUCACCCCCCCAACCCUUUCUGUUUUGUUCCUUGAAUUCACUCACUCUAGUUUUUGAAACAGUUUCCUCUUCUGUGCUAAGGGCUUAUCUUGGUGAAGUGCAAUUAUAACAUCACUAUGAUGCAACAACCUGAAAAUUAAAACCCUUUGUGAGAGCCUUUCACACCAUUGAGCAAUGAGCCUGACUCAUGCUGAGUGGAUUUGUCUAGUUGACCUUGCUGUGGUGGUUAGAGUCAAUUCCGAGAUGUAGAUGUGAUUGCAGCAUGGGAUGGAAAAGCGCGGUCAUAGUGCCUCGGCUUUAUUUUUACCCGAGUUAAAAACCACACAUACCUCAUUAUUUCCAUUGUAAUCCAGAUGGCAUUGAUGCUGUUAAAAGUUGUUUAUUUUUAAUUCGUAUUGAGGAAUGAGAGCACACUUGGGAUUCAAUUCAAAUAUAACAAACAAUGUAAUUGAAUUUUCCUAUAAUAUUCAUUUCUUGUUUUUGUCAGGUAUGCCUAUAAUUUCACGGGGUUAACACAUUGUUUGGUAUCCUGUUAUUUUUCUAAAUUAUAUUUGAGUUGAUUUUUAUCCAGAUCGGACUCGUUGUAUGAGAAUGUUGAAAGACAUUGACCUUUGAUCACAGACAUUACAUAAGAGCUUUUCAGUUUCAAAAUGAAUUCUUAUUACCACCACCCCCAAUUACCUCUCACAUUUCUUUGCAAAUAACUUUCCUGUAGUUAAAAAAAAAAAAGUUUCUCAUAUGGCUUUAAUUAGAGAGCAUAAGCUUGUUUUUAAGUUUAGUAGGGAUUUACUCGAUGCCAUUUGUUAAUAACUGUGCUUUGAGGACCCAGUUUCACUGGAAUCAGUGAUGUUUAUAAGCCUCUUUUAGUUAUCAGAACGAGGUGCCUUUUAUUAACUUUCUAAAGAUCUUAGACUGUAAUUAAGUAGACUUCAAAUAAUCCCCCAAAAUAAACUAAAAAAAAAAAUCCCCUCGCAUAAAGGACAUAGUAAAAUACAUGGUAUUUGCAGUCAUCUGCUGAUUGGAAAGUGAACAUGAAAUCAAAAAGCCAAGCUGAGAAGAAUCGGGAGCACUCAAGAACUUUCCCUCCCAUGCCCCACCCCAGCACACACCAUUUUUUGCCGUCAUUGCACCAUGUUGCAAGCAGUAUUUGUCCUUGCAGCAUUUCCUUCAACCUUGUGACUGUCGUUUCCCUUAAGAUUUCAGAGGAGUUACUAGACUGCAAUUAUCUUCAAAAGUUUCAAGAAUAGUAAUGGUCCCCAUUUUGGAAUUUGCAUAGGAAUUUUUUAAAAAUGUGUUACUAAAGAUUUUUUUAAAUGCUGUACUGUUCCAUUCCUCUCCUCGCCCCCACUCCGUCUGUAGUGAGCCCUGUCUUUCUUCAGCCAUGAGGUUCAUUGUUUGGAUGUGUUAGUGAGUAAGUACUUUUGUGCAAUCUUCAGAAUAAUUUCAUUGUGCAUUAAGUUACACGUACUGGCCUCUUACCGAGAAUCUCAAGUUACACUAUUUCACAUUUCAAUUACUAAAUUGCAUCAGUGGUGUGUAAUAAAUGCAGCAUUGUCAUAUUUACUAAGUUUAAAUCUAAUUUUCAAGUAGUCUAAUUUUCAAAUAGAAAAAGUGAGUCAGUUUGCUGCUGUGAUAGGCCAGAUUGUGGCAAAGUGUAAUACUGUUUAUGUGUGUGUGUUUCCCGGGUCCACCAAGGACCAGUCUCUCCCUAACUUCUGCUUGCCAUACAGAGCUAUAUUAUGAAGCCUCCACUUGGAGGUUUGACAGUUUUCUUAGAAAAGCCCCUAGCAAUGUCAGUGUCUCUUGAGUUUUUCAUCCCUUAUCAUCCUCUAAUUAGAAAUGUGAAUUCUGUAGUUAUUUUAUCAUGCUUAUUUUAAACACUAGAUUUUUUUCCCCCCUUAUCCAUAAAAAGAAGUGGCACAUUUCAUUGAACACAGGUACAGAAUUUCACUGACACUAGGAAAGUGUAAACAUUUUGCCAGUAUCAUUACUUUAAAACUAUAAUGAUCUGUGAAUUGAUGGAUUUUUAAAAAAUUCUUUAAUAAAAAUUUCACUUGUCUGAAAAAUUAGCACCUGCCCGCUUAGUGGAGAGAUGGUUUAUACUUAAUAACUUAGGCUUACCUUGAAAAGAGUUUUUUCUCUUAAUAUUGUAUUUAUUAGCAUCUGAGAAGACUAAAUAGUACUCUCAGAGACUGGAAGGAAAAUGAGAUACUUAUAUAAGAAGCUUUCUAAACCUCUAGGUACAUCAAAUUGUAUUUUAUCUUGUAUUGAUAGAAUUUUAAAAUCAAAUAGAUAAUAGAAGCAAUUUGUCCCAAAACUUACCCUUUAAAGAGGUGAUUAAUGAAAUAUUCUUACAGUGGCUUUUGAAAUCUAACCUACAAGUGCAAUUUUAGAUGCUUGACUCAAUGUUCGUUCUUUUCUGUUUUGUGAAGAGUUUGAAUUAUCAAAUGCUGUGUGAGUGGGAGAUCAGGUAGCGAUGAGCGAAGAUACAGUUCUGCUAUUACGAAUAUUAUGUGAGUCCUCAAGGGCAAAUUUGACCUUGAAUUUAAGUUGUAGACUUGUGCUCUUUUCAGAAUUUUCUACAGCAAGUCUUACUUUAAUUAUAAACGACAUUUAGGUCAUCCGACUUAAAUAAACUGGGUUUACGAAACACAACUCCUUGUAGUAACAGUGUGACGUAAUAUAAAAAAACAUUAGGUAGUGAUGGCGUCUUCGGAUCAUGAAAAAAAUCUGUCAGCUGGCAUGUCAUGAUGCCUGCUCUUGAAUUUCUCUUUUUUUGUUUGUGUUUUUAAGAAACAGUCUCUCAUCUAAUGGGUGUGAUGAAGUUAAUCGUGCUACAUAUGCUAACAUCAUAGAAUUGGCAUUUAGUGUCAGUUAUUCAUCAAAAAAGAAACAUAAGCAGUGACUAAUAAGCCACAGCAUUAAAUGUUGAUUUGAAAAGAUGACGCACAGAUGAAGUAAUUAUUACAUUAAUCAUAAAGGAAAAUAUUGAGGCCUGAAAUAAAGUCAUUAGGUUAGCAUAAAUACUGGUGUUUCCGGAAGGCACUGGACACUUCCUUUGCACUUGCCUUUAGUUUAUUAUUAAGGGAUAUAAAUAAAGUCCAGAGCCCUUUCUUGCUUUUAACUGCUGUGUGAUCUCUCGCUAGGCACUCAACCUCUCUGUAGUUUAGCUGGUUCCAUUUACAAAAUUCGAGGUCCAGAGAGCCACCAGCUCUCAUGUGGAAAAAGGACAUACUUUUGGUUUUGUUUUUACAAGAGGGCCAGUCAUGGUUGUUGGUUCUGGUGGUGCAUGCCUGUGAUGCCAGCACUCAGGAGGGCUGAGGCAGGAGGACCCUCUCUCUCAAAAAACAGAAAAAAGCCACAGGUGUCAAUAUCCACAGCUAUUAUUUCUUUUCCUCUGUUUUAACAGACAAGAUUCAGGAGAUUAAAUUCUAGCAGAGAAGUGAGAAUUAGUAAAAUUAAGCACUGCUAGGAUGUGAAGCAACUCUGAGAAAGGUAGGAAACUGUCCUGGGUGGUCCCUUUAUUGGCUGGGCUGGGAUCUCACUUUUGCCUUGUAGCCAGCUGUGUGACACCAGGCAAGUCGCUUGCCUUCGUUUUCUCCUCAGAAAACAAUUAUUGCAAAGGUUAGGGGAACACAGCAGGCCAGGCCCCAAGUGUCUGUUGCAUGGUACACAUUCAGUAAGUAGCAGCUGUUAUGAUUGUUUUUGUUAGAAUCACUGUUCUGGAAAAAGGCAGAAUUGCUGGAGUGGACAAGGUGCAUGCCCUGAGCUUGGUGGAGCUCCAUGCCUUCACCUCAGUUCUGGCUUUUACCUGUGACUCUGAAGUCCUACUCAUUGGGGUUUGAUUUUCCCCUUCCUUUUCAUAUGCCCCUCAGUCUAGCUCAGUGCCCAGGACACAAUAGGUGCUCUAUAUGUGUUGAACAAACCAAGUAAUGAAUAAGAAAAACUCUGUUAAGUAGAAUAACACCUUUAGAAUUCACUCGAUAGUAUUAAAAAGAAAACAUUCCAAAGGUUUUGUGUAUGUCUGUUAUAAAACACUUCUGUAAGGUAAAUGGAAGACCAUCCAUCCAAAGGGAGCACCUCCUAUCUCCAGAGUGUUGCUAGAAGAAUGCAAAUACAUUUUAAUUUCCGCCCUUCAGGCCUUUUGUUCUAGUUGGACAAGAAAGACCAACUCAUAGAAAGAUACCCAGUGUACGAAAUCACUGCCUCUCCAUUAUCUCACAAUGCUGAUAAACUCUACCACUGCAAGAUUAUUUGAUAAAUAAUAUUACGGAAAAUACUCUAAGAUAGUUCGUGGUGAUUUGCUGAUUGAGUUUAUAGACAAUAGGAUGUACAGACUCACAGUGACAAGUGGCGAGAUUCAAGUAGGAAGAAGAUGAUUACAAAGAAAUGAGGCUUUCUGUGGGUUUUAGUGUACUAAUAAACUUAUAGAGAUGCUAACUCAGACAGGUAGUACACAGACCCCAGGAGAAAGGGGCUAAGGAAAUUUUAAGACAAUUGGACCUAUUUUAGUUAAGUGGAAGCACAAUCAGUUCCCUACCACGCAGCAUGCCCCCAGUCUGCACCAGGUACAUUAACUGUGUAGUGCAUGCACUUUGCUGCCAGGAUCCCAGCUCACUGGAUGCAGAGAGAGCAUGAAAAGUUUAGGAACAGCAGCUAAGAAUGGCCGGGUAUGUAAAUGAGGUAGGAUUUUUUUUAAGGACAGGUAUAGAUAAGGAAAUACAUAAAACAGGAAUGCUUCACAUGAAAAAAUACCCAGAAUAAUGUGGUGCAAGAAUUCUAAGAUGUAAAGACAUCUUGGAAAAGAUCAAGGUCAUCAGGUUUCCUCAGCUAGAUUUGCUUAUUCUGCUUUGCCUGUCAUUUUACUUUCAGGGUGAAGACCUGACUGCUGAAUGACAGAUUAUACAGUGUGGCAGGAAGAGGGGCUCCGUGAGAGAGGGGUUUUCGUGUUUAAAGACAAAACGCAAAUGGAGAUGACAGGAAAUCCUACGUUUACUACAUUAUCAAUAGAAAGACCCCAUGUCUGCAGCACCAUUGCCUGCUGUGACACUCCUUGCCUUGUUUCCCGUUAAAGUGUCAUUAUCAAAAAGCAAACAGAAACUUGCUCUUAGUAAUUACAGGUUUCUCUGAGCUGUGGGUAGCUGUUCCCUGGACUGUGUUGGCUCAGUUUUAUGAACAGAAACAUGGCACGAAACCUUAGUCUUUAUGUUCCUGAAAUUAUUACAUCAUGCAUUCUGUUCCUACUGGAAAAAACAAAAGAAACUGGCAGACUCUUCUGAUGGAUAAAAUUAAACUUCAUUAGUCAUAUAACUGCAUAAGAAAGAAAAAGUGAGAGAAAGCAAAAACAUUCAGUCUUUUUAAUGUGGUGGGUAGUGCUGAGCAAACAGUUGUGCACAUCUACUUUGCAAAAAGCAUUACCAGCUAGAAAAUCAGGCAGAGAAUCAGUCUAGAAACACAGACCCGAGGUCACUAUGAAAAGAAUCAUACACAAAAAUAUGGAUGUAUUCUCUCACAUUAAAGCAAAUUUGAGGUACCUGGGGAUGGCACUCAGUGGCAGAGCACUUGCCCAACAUUCAUGAGGCCCUGGAUUCCAUCUCCAGUGCUGUGAAAGAAAGAAAGAAUGAAAAAGCAGUGUCCGGCCAAAUUCAUAUUAUAAAUAUUUCACCCAUGGGAGAGGAAACUAUUUGAUGAUUCUAUUUUUGAGUUCUUAUAUUUUAUUUCAAACUAACUAGUAAAGUUGAGAGAAUUCCUUUCUAUAAUUAUGUCUUCUUGGUUUAAAGUGAUGUUAAGUUUCAAGAGGGUAUUGUACUUUUGGGGGGGGAGAAGAAAAGUCCUUUGAAUAGUCACUGAUUUAGUCCAAAGCUACUGUACAACUGACAUUUAUUACCAUAGAAUUUUCAGAACCCCCAAAAAAGAAUUUUGGAUGUUUCAGUCUUAAAUGUCUGGUAAAUCCGUUCGAAGGUUUCUGAUGUCACAGCCACAGGUGCUCCUGCAUCAAGUGCUUCAUAUGGAGAGGAAUCUUUUUCACUCAGGUCUGGGUAGUCAUCUCAUGAAAUAUGCCGGAUAGAAGCCCAGGAGGCAGCCUUCCAGGCAGUCAGGAUGUGACUGAUGUCCACAUGAAGGUGCAGAUCAAAACUAGCAGCAACUCCGUCAUUGAUACGGCUUUUAUCUUAGAUUUGUGGGAAUAAAAAUGUAGCUCCAUUUAUGUCUUAUUCCAUAUGUAAUCAUGGUUGUUUACGGAUGGUAAAGGAGUUUACAGAGUCAAGUUCCUUUGAAGAGAUGAGCCCAUUUGCUUGGCAGUGAUGUAAAUGUUACCUCAAAUUAUUCACAAACACUUAGAAACUUGCCCACCAAAGGUGAUCUGUCAUUUCCUUCCUGUAAUGGCCCACCCGACAUGCUGCACUGACCUUUUCUCCCCAUCAAACACAGACUGCCUCUAUUUCUCCCAGGGCAGAGGUGCUUUUAUUUAUUCUUGUUCUCUUUCCUGAACCAAAUAAUCCCCUGCAGAUAGGUCCUUUAUUGCUUUACAGUGGAGGUGUUAGGGUACUUACUCCCAUUCAAGAUUGCCAACUCUCUGAAGGAAACAACCUUGCUUGUAAUAUAUCCCCAUAAUUAGCAAGGUUCUCCGUGAGCUUAGCAACAAACAUUUGUCCAAAUGAAUAACUCUGUCUUUUCCUGUUUUGCAGAGAACCACGAAGACCCUACUGUAUGCAAUUUAAAAAGAAAAAAAAAAAAAAAAAAAAAGCCUGCCUGAAGAACAUGGAUGGAUUUUAAGCCACCAUUUCGACAGCGUUUGAGAAUACUGGGAAAAUAACUGGUUCUCCUCCACCGCAUCUCUAGGGUAAAGUGACUUCUGAUGCAGCUGAGGAAAAUGCAGAACAUUAAAAAGGAGCAGACAUCCCUUGAUACUUCGAGCAAUGUGGACAAGGUGCUGGUCCUCCACUCGGCCUUAACAGAAGUGUCGGAGGACCUGACUGCAGGCGAAGAGCUCCUUUUGAACGAGGGCGGCGUGGGCAAAAGCAAGUCUUCGGCUUGUCGCAGGAAGCGGGAAUUCAUUCCCGAUGAGAAGAAAGAUGCUAUGUAUUGGGAAAAAAGGCGCAAGAACAACGAGGCUGCCAAAAGAUCCCGGGAGAAGCGCCGGCUGAAUGACCUGGUUCUGGAGAACAAGCUGAUCGCCCUGGGAGAAGAAAACGCCACCCUGAAGGCCGAGCUGCUGUCGCUCAAGUUGAAGUUCGGGCUCAUCAGCUCGGCAGCCUACGCGCAGGAGGUGCAGAAGCUCAGCCACUCGGCGGCGGUGUACUUCCAGGAGUACCAGACGUCCCGGGGCGGCGCGCUGGACGAGCCCGAGCCCGCGCUGGCCAGUGCGGCCGGCUGCAUCUCGGUCAUCAAGCACCCGCCCUCUCCGCAGAGCUCACCCUCCGGUGCCUCCGAGGCCUCGGCGGAACUGGCGCGGGGCAGCCCCGAUGCCAAGUUCCAGGCCAUCAAGCAGGAGCCGGUGGACGAGCGGGGUGCCUACCCCACCUCCAUCUACCAGAACUACCAGAGCUACGUGGGGACCUCCUUCUCCACCUUCGCGCACUCCCCACCCCUCUUGCAGGCCAGCAGGUCCUCCAGCAACUCCCCGAGGACCUCCGAGACCGAUGAGGGCGUGGUGGGCAAGGCCUCGGAUGGGGAGGAUGAGCAGCAGGUUCCCAAGGGGCCCAUCCAUUCUCCAGUGGAACUGAAACACACGCACGCCGCCGUGGUGAAGGUGCCCGAAGUGAAUUCUUCCGCCUUGCCACACAAGCUUCGGAUCAAAGCCAAAGCCAUGCAGAUCAAAGUGGAAGCCUUUGAUAGUGAGUUUGAGGCCACGCAAAAACUCCCCUCGCCCGUGGACAUGACGUCUAAAAGACAUUUGGAACUGGAAAAGCACAGUGCCCCGAGUGGGGUGCACUCCUCCCUCACCCCUUUCUCAGUGCAGGUGACGAACAUUCAAGAUUGGUCUCUCAAAUCGGAACACUGGCAUCCAAAAGAACUGAACGGCAAAAGUCAGAAUAGCUUCAAAACUGGAGUUGUGGAAAGGAAGGACAAUGGCUACAAAGUCUCCGACGCAGAGAAUCUGUACUUGAAGCAGGGGAUAGCAAACUUAUCUGCAGAGGUCGUCUCGCUUAAGAGACUUAUAGCGACACAGCCAAUCUCUGCUUCAGACUCUGCCUAAGUUACUACUGAGUAAGAGCUGGGCAUUGAGGGAGAUGCCAUGCGCAAUAGAUCAGUACCUGUUGUAUUAUGCUGAAUUUUCACUGGCCCUGUGAUGUCAUUUCACUGUAAUGUGCACAUGUCGUCUGUUUGGUGUCUGUGUGCACAGAUGAUGAUGAAGAUUAGAUGGUGUCCUCACUCUGCCUUGUGUAUAGUCAGAUAGUCCAUACAAAGGCUGUACAUAUCGAACAUUAUUUUUGUUGUUCUACUAUAAACUGUGUAAGUUACCAGUUUCAAUAAAGGAUUGGUGACAAACACACAAGUGCUGCUCUGUUCCACUUGAUUUGAUGGAAAAACAAAAAGAAACUUAAGUGACAAAAGUGGCUACUGAGGUAUUCUACAUUUUGCUCCACUGUGUGGGCAGUUUCCUCCCCUGAAUAAGGGGAAAGUCAAGUGCAAGUUCAGCAAAUGAUGGGUUUUUCCAGGCUGUAAGAUGUUUAGAAAACCUCUAAAGCGAGAAAGAGAACAGUGAAUUUUCUUGAAUUUGGUUCUAAUGUGCUAAAUGAUUCCCUGUUGUGUACUUUUCUUUAAGUCCAAGUUUUCUUUAUAAUUUUUUAAGUUGAAAGAUCCAAGUUGUUUGGCGUCAGCCUCUCCUGAGUCAUCUCCCUUUUGUGUGUGACACAUGGAUGUGGAUAGCUGAGUCACUGACCCACUUUGCUGGAUGAAAGGCUCUUUUAAAGAGUGGAUAAAGACUAAGGAUGAAGGUAUUUUUAUGUUAUUAUAAAUCUUAACAGUUCUGGAGUAUAACUGUCUAAGGAAUUAAGCUAACUGCUGAGUUUUUAAAAAUCUUAAAGAACCCAUCAAUUACUAAUGCCAACGUAUGUAUAGUCUGAGUAUAUGUAAGGACUGCUAGAAGACCUGUUCACGCGUAGCUUGGUGGCAGAGCACUUGCCCAGCACGGCACGAAGCCCUGGUUCCAUCCCCAGCACCACAGAUUUUUUUUAAUGAUGAAUAUAUUAGUUUCGAAAUUAAACCAUAGAGUAUCAUCCCAAAGGGAUUGAGGAUCAGACCAUUCCUGAGUAUUUGUUCAAGAUCCUCCAUUGCCCCAAGAAACAAGUGUCUCAAAACCCAGGCAAAGUGUGUUUCUGUCAUGCAUAUCUGGAACCCACCUGUCCCACAGUCAGGCACGGCUUUCUCGAUAGGUGUAGCUCCUCACCAAGGCCCUGUUUCCACUGACCUCUUUUCUUACAUAGAGGAUGUGAGAAGUCUCAGGACAGUUGCAUGGUGACUCAGCCUGUGCUCUCUACCUGCCCCAUGAUGGCACCUCGCAAAACAAAGGCAGGAAAGGCCUGGGGAAGCACCCUAUUUUGGGGUCUAUAACCCUUCUGACUACGCACAUAGCGCAAAAGUCUGAUGUUUGAUGGGUUAAGUUUCCUGCACUUUCAUAUUUUACAAAACUGGUGCUCUGUGUUAAUUAAAGGAAGUGCCUACAGCACAUGCUGCCCCUGUUGACCUUUUGGCCACUGUGAUCACUGCUUUCCAAAUGUUCCUGACUCCUAGAGAAAUGUGGGAUUGGGUGAGGCCUUUGGGGUCCCUCUUUAAUCUUUUAUUAGCAAUUGGAUGGGGCCUUAGGCCACCUCACCUGUGAAUGUUGAAAAGCAAAGAAGGAGGGAAAAAAAAUAGUGCAGUCAGGAUGCAAAAGCUGCUGACAGUGGAGAAUGAAUGGAAUGAAUCAGUCCAUGUGAAUAACAGAGACAGUGUAAAAUGGGUUCCUACAGUUAAGCAAGACUGCCCACAGGCUGGAGAUGUAGCUUCUUGUAGAGCAUUUGCCUAGCAUGCACAAGGAUCUGAUAAAGAAAAUCCAAGUUCUCAAUAAGGAGGAAAACAAUAAAAUACACAUAGAAGCUUGUUCCCUCAAGCUUGCUGUGAGUCAGCAUCCAGUGAAAUGUCUGGUUUUGUCAGUAUACACGGGGUCCAUACGGACAGCUGACCUCUGUCCCUAGGGGGCACACCAGAUAUAGACUGCUCUUUUAACUGUAUAGUUAUCUUCAAGGAACAAAUAGUCCCCAAAACAGCUAACAUGUGUGUGGGCCAAGUUCAAUUCUUUUUUUUUUUUAAAGAAACUGGUAACUAUUAAGCUCUUUUUUGAAAACUAGAAGUUAUCCCAAAAAUGAGAAUCACUGGCUGUGCUGAGCUAGUUUUCAUUUGUUUGGGAGGAAAGGAUGGGAGUUGUUUGAGAAGUAAUACGUUGCAGAGUAAUCUGGCCAUGUCCUAUCAGCCACUUGUGCCAGAAAAAUUUAAUGCAAACCCUUGCCUGAUAGUGAAGUUGUUGAGAUACUCAAAAUAACAGUAAGAACAGAGAAAUAAGAGAAAUUUGAGAAUUAUGAGCUAUAGUCUUAGAAAAAUGUGAAGUGGGAUGUCAUGGGAAGAUGAUUAAAAUACAAUUGGUCUAAAGGCUUUGAUAGUGUUCCCACAGAGGGAGUUUGUACUGAUUCUAGUGAACACAAGGGAAGAAUUAAUUCAAGAACUAGUGGAGAGAAGAUACGGUUGCAGCAAGAGCAAUGUAGAAUAGAUGACAUUAGAAGGUGACAGAGUAGCACCUUGCAGGGGUCAGGAGAGAGUGGCCAUGCUGCUGAGUCAUGUCCCAGGGACAUGAGUGUUGCUGAUAGCUGAGUAUUAGGAACACUACUGCAGGAGAAGUUCCAAAAACCAUGGUGUCCACAGGUCCCUGACACAAGAAAAUAGGUAUGUGUUUUUCAGAGAAAGGGAAAGAGAGAGAAACGGUGGUGCUUUUUUUUUAGGGGU
Castor canadensis (American beaver) is the source of this 12394-nucleotide messenger RNA. NCBI's taxonomy places the organism in Eukaryota, Metazoa, Chordata, Mammalia, Rodentia, Castoridae. The record is from RefSeq and is a predicted model, not a curated record.